AUGCUAGAUGUACCAGAGAAUAUAUGUCUGAUCGUGCUAGCUGGGGAAACUAUAAUGGGGACUUUGAUCAAUGUGUUCAUUGGCCUGGUGAACUGCAUAGACUGGGUGAAAAGUAGGACGAUAUCUUUGGUGGAUUUCAUCUUCUUGAGUCUGGCCUUCUCUCGAAUCUGUCUGCUGUUGAUUAUGCUAGCCAGUGGGAUGCUGGGGCUACUUUACAGGGACAUAUAUGAAACCAGGGAAACCUUGCUAAUCCUCAGUCAUCUGUGGAUCAUAGCCAGCUACUCCAAUAUCUCCUUUGUCACCUGCCUCAGCGUUUUCUACUUCCUGAAGAUUGCCCACUUCUCCCAUCCCCUCUUCUUCUGGCUCAAGUGGAGAAUGAACAAAGUGGUUCUCAUGAUCUUGCUGGGGUCUUUGCUAAUGUUCUUGUUUAUGAGUCUUCUCCUGAGAAAGGAGUUCACAGAUAAGUUCAUUAAGAGCACAGAAAGAAAAGAGGAGAAAAACCACACUGAGUUUUUCCAGAUGAGGAAGACCCACUUCAAGGUUAUGCAUAAUCUAUUCUAUCUCGGGCCUCUCAUCCUCUUGAGUAUUUCUCUGAUAUCCUGUGUGCUGCUGGUCUUGUCCCUGUGGAGACAUACCUGGCAGAUGCAUCUCAAUGCCACUGGCUCCAGGGAUCCCAGCACAGAGGCACAUAGAAGAGUCAUUAUAUGGAUGCUCUCCUUCCUCUUUCUCCUCAUUCUCUACUACGUGGGUGUUUUCACAAGUAUCUCAGCCUCUUCUAUGCUGGAGAAAAGGAUGGUAGAAGUGCUGGGAGUUGUCAUAGCAGGUGUCUAUCCCUCAGGCCAUUCUUUCAUCCUGAUUCUGGGAAACAGCAAGCUAAGGCAGUCAUUCCUAUGGGUGUGGCGGCAAGCCCUGCUCCGCCUCAGAGGAGGAAAACCUUAG
Molecule: messenger RNA, 939 nt
Organism: Monodelphis domestica (gray short-tailed opossum)
Lineage: Eukaryota; Metazoa; Chordata; Mammalia; Didelphimorphia; Didelphidae
Product: taste receptor type 2 member 7-like
Biological process (GO): detection of chemical stimulus involved in sensory perception of bitter taste; sensory perception of taste; G protein-coupled receptor signaling pathway
Cellular component (GO): membrane
Molecular function (GO): bitter taste receptor activity; G protein-coupled receptor activity
Source: RefSeq, a predicted model, not a curated record